Molecule: messenger RNA, 1012 nt
Organism: Marasmius oreades (fairy-ring Marasmius)
Lineage: Eukaryota; Fungi; Basidiomycota; Agaricomycetes; Agaricales; Marasmiaceae
Exons: 5
Coding region: 209-1012 (267 amino acids)
Molecular function (GO): oxidoreductase activity
Source: RefSeq, a predicted model, not a curated record
AAAUUUCCUUUUUAGACUCUCUGCAUGCGAGGCCAACCUCAGAGGUAAAGCAUUUGGCAAUCAACGUUUCAACUUCGGACCACUGCAUGGGAUGCUAAAGAAACUCCGACUGUCAGCACGUUAUUAGCGCAUCCCAUCUUACCUUGGGGAAAUGGCUCGGCCGUUGAAUCCAUAACAAAAGCCCGCCUCCAGGUUGCAGAUAACCCUGAUGUCCUCGACCAUACGCACAGACCGAGUCAAGCUCUUGAUUUUUAUCAAGAAAAGGAAAGAUAUGUCGGUGGAUGAGUUCGAAAAAUACUGGCUAAAGGAGCAUUCGAGGGUGUAUUCGUCAUUUGUGGAAGGAAAGAAAGAGCCCUUGGUGUACGAGCAGAUGCACAUCAACCACGAAGAGAAAGAAAAGAUGAAGGCGCUUGGUUGGCCUAUACUCGAUUAUGAUGGUGUAGUCGCGUUCGAGGCCAAAUCAUUCGAAUCAUUGGAAGGCUUGCUAGACGGUGACGAAUACGUCAAAACUGUGAUCCCUGACGAGCUGAAGUUCACCACCCGCGAAGCCGCUUUGGUCGUUAAGCUCAGGAUCGCCUCUAUUGUUCCUCACACCGAGAAGAAAGUUCCUCUUCCGGAAACAGAAUUAAAGAAGAAUCGAGCAAGGAUGAUGUACGCUUUCGACACGAAGGAAGGAAUGACUGAUGAGGAUAUGAGAAAAGCGUGGAUGGAAGGCCAUGUUGCUGCGAUGUGGAGUACACCGAUAGGCAAGCAGGUUAUCAAGUACGAACAGCUCUAUAUUGCAGAACCUAUCGUGGGUCUUCCCAACGCGGAAGGUGCUCCUCCACCAAAGUGGGCCGGGAUUGCGCUUAUGGAUGUUCCCUCGUUUGAGGCUGUCAAGGAACCAGAAACCGCGAGGAUUUUGUCUGGAGAUACAGCGAAGUGGCAGGAUCCCGCGUCGCAAGUGUGCCUUCCGUUGAAUAUCGCUACAAUCAUCGACAGGGAAAUGACGGAAAAUGUAUUAACUCAAUGA